Messenger RNA from Clarias gariepinus (North African catfish), 1507 nucleotides. It is a transcript of the gene qtrt1, whose product is annotated as queuine tRNA-ribosyltransferase 1. The coding region runs from base 12 to 1301 and encodes 429 amino acids. Gene Ontology annotation, cellular component: cytosol. The record is from RefSeq and is a predicted model, not a curated record. Gene Ontology annotation, molecular function: tRNA-guanosine(34) queuine transglycosylase activity. The transcript has 9 exons. Lineage: Eukaryota; Metazoa; Chordata; Actinopteri; Siluriformes; Clariidae.
ACGGAUAUUGAAUGAAGCUUUUCAAAAUGGCGGCGCCCGCAGCGGAGAGCGGCGCGCGUGCGAGUGAAUCCGACAUGGCAGCUGGUAGAGCGGUUUCCUCGGCUUUCCCGCUCGCUCUCCGGGUUGUCGCGGAGUGUCCGGUGAGCAAGGCGCGUGCGUGUGUGCUCAGUCUCCCCCACGACAGCGUUAACACUCCGGUGUUCAUGCCGGUGGGCACGCAGGGCACCAUGAAGGGAAUCACUACGGAACAACUGGAACAGCUGGACUGUCACAUCUGUCUCGGGAACACGUAUCACCUGGGCAUGAGACCUGGUCCUGAGCUGAUCGAGAAAGCCGGCGGCCUGCACGGAUUCAUGAACUGGAAGCGAAACCUCUUGACGGAUAGUGGAGGUUUCCAGAUGGUGUCUCUGGUGGAGCUGUCCGAGGUGACAGAGGAGGGCGUGCUCUUCCGCUCACCGUACGACGGAAAGGAGAUCCUGCUGACCCCCGAGCAGUCCGUCGCCAUCCAGAACAGCCUCGGCUCGGACAUCAUGAUGCAGCUGGACGACGUGGUGAGUAGCACGCUGACGGGGCCGAGGGUGGAGGAAGCCAUGCGUCGCUCCGUGCGCUGGCUGGACCGCUGCAUCGCCGCCAAUAAAAAUCCACAUCGGCAAAACCUGUUCGCCAUCAUACAGGGAGGACUUAACGCCGAGCUGCGCAAGGCGUGUCUGGACGAGAUGACAAAGAGAGACGUACCCGGCUUUGCCAUCGGCGGUCUGAGUGGCGGAGAGGAGAAGGACGACUUCUGGAAGAUGGUGACGCUCAGCACAGACCACUUGCCCAGAGAGAAGCCCCGCUACCUGAUGGGAGUCGGCUACGCCGUGGACCUGGUGGUGUGUGUCGCUCUGGGCUGUGACAUGUUCGAUUGCGUUUUUCCAACUCGCACAGCUAGGUUUGGCUCGGCUCUGGUCCCUUGGGGUUCUCUACAGAUCAAACAGAAACAGUAUGCAAAGGACUUCCAGCCCAUAGACCCCGACUGCGAGUGUCCGACCUGCAAGAGACACAGUCGAGCGUAUCUGCACGCGUCGUUUAAGAGCGACACGGCCGCCAUGCAUCACAUCACCAUCCACAACAUCUCCUACCAGCUGACUCUCAUGCGCUCAGUGCGGCAGAGCAUCAUCGAGCAGCGCUUCCCCGAGUUUGUGCGCAGCUUCAUGAGGAGGAUGUUCCCCAGCGCAGAGCAGUACCCGAGCUGGGCCGUGGACGCGCUUGCAUCCGUCAACAUUACUCUGGAUCGUGAAGACGUUCAGGGCGAGAUCUGAACUAUGAUGGAAGUGUUGGUAUGCUUCCCUUUUGAGCUGACAGACUUCCUGUUUCCAGCCUGUACAUCUGUCCAGAUGUUCUCUUUGGUGCUAUUUUAGUGACCACAAGACUGAUGAUUAUUUUUAUCCAGUCAUUGUCUGUUUUUAGCUGGUGCACAUAGCAUUGGAAAAAGUUUUUCUAUUGCUGCCAUAUUUAUUUUCACAAA